AUGGCAGACACCCAACCAGGUCUUCUUUCCCAGGCAAUCGGCUUCGUAUCCGACGUCGUGAACCGCCGACAUGCGCUGUCCAAGCUUGUCCCCUUCGCCCUUUUCGGCAUCGACGCCGUCCUUUGUGUCUUGAUCAUAUGGAAGGUCCCAUACACCGAGAUCGACUGGAAGGCGUACAUGGAGCAGAUCUCGCAAUAUGUCGCCGGCGAACGAGACUAUACCCUGAUCAAAGGCGGCACCGGCCCCUUGGUGUACCCGGCAUCGCAUGUAUACACCUACGCCGCCCUGUACUACCUCACCGAUCGAGGAACGGAUAUCCUUCGGGCGCAGCAGAUCUUUGCGCUGCUCUACCUGCUUGCGCUCGGGGUUGUGAUGCUGUGCUACUGGCGAGCAAAGGUCCCCCUGUACGUCUUCCCACUCCUGAUCGCAUCGAAAAGGCUCCACAGCAUCUUUGUGCUCCGUUGUUUCAAUGAUUGCUUCGCCGCCUUGUUCCUCUGGAUCACCAUUCUCUGCUUCCAGCGCCGGUUCUGGACCGUCGGCGUUCUAGCCUACUCAUGGGGCCUCGGCACCAAAAUGUCGCUGCUACUUGUUCUGCCGGCAGUAGGUGUGAUUCUAUUCCUGGGCAGGGGUGUCACGGGUAGUAUCACGCUGGCAACGAUCAUGCUGCAACAUCAGAUUGCGACUGCGAACCCGUUUCUCUUGCAGAAUCCUAUGGGGUACCUGUCCCGGGCUUUCGAGCUAUCCAGACAGUUCCUCUUCAAGUGGACGGUCAACUGGCGUUUUGUUGGGGAAGAGACGUUCCUGAGUCGUCCCUUUGCACUAGGGUUGCUUGCGCUGCAUGCCGCCGUUCUUUCCGCCUUUCUCGUCAAGAAAUGGCUGAAGGCUUCGCCCAGGCCCAUCUCCGCCAUCAUAAUGCCCAUCCUCAAGUUCACAACCCCUUUUACCCCGGCAGAAGAAGUGGCAGCGUCGUCAAGCGUCACCACCACAUACGUCAUGACCACCAUCCUCUCGGCCAAUGUGAUUGGUCUGUUGUUUGCUCGCUCUCUCCAUUACCAAUUCUAUGCCUACGUUGCAUGGUCCACUCCCUACCUCCUAUGGCGCAGUGGAGUCCACCCUAUCAUCCAGUAUGGACUUUGGGCAUUUCAAGAAUGGGCGUGGAAUGUCUUUCCCAGCACACCGAUGAGCUCCGCUGUCGUAGUUGGCGUGCUCGCCGUCACUGUAGGCUUGUCCUGGAUUGCGGCUGACAAGGAACCUGCACCUCAACCUACGGCUCCUGCUACGCAACGGGCACCUGAAGCAAAGAAGAAGGCGUGA
Messenger RNA from Neoarthrinium moseri, 1314 nucleotides. RefSeq lists its product as uncharacterized. Gene Ontology annotation, molecular function: dol-P-Man:Man(5)GlcNAc(2)-PP-Dol alpha-1,3-mannosyltransferase activity. The coding region runs from base 1 to 1314 and encodes 437 amino acids. The record is from RefSeq and is a predicted model, not a curated record. The transcript is spliced from 3 exons. Gene Ontology annotation, cellular component: endoplasmic reticulum. Lineage: Eukaryota; Fungi; Ascomycota; Sordariomycetes; Amphisphaeriales; Apiosporaceae.